This is a messenger RNA of Trifolium pratense (red clover), 1924 nucleotides long. RefSeq lists its product as uncharacterized. The record is from RefSeq and is a predicted model, not a curated record. Lineage: Eukaryota; Viridiplantae; Streptophyta; Magnoliopsida; Fabales; Fabaceae. The coding region runs from base 279 to 1586 and encodes 435 amino acids. The transcript has 15 exons.
AUAGAUAAAUUGAAAAAAAUUUCAUAUAUUUAGAGUAUAUUUACUUAUCAUUUUUCAAUGUAUCUCCGAAAAGUCAAUUUUUUUUUUUUUGUAGUAUUAGCACUACAGGAGAGAAAUCUAAUUCUCUGGCGUGGCAGAGAUUGUAAACAGACAGAAUAUUCGACAGGAAUCAAUUGAAUUGAAUUGAAUUGAAUUGGACUUGGAUCGAAUAGAAUAGAAGUAGAAGUAGAAGAAAGGGGGUGAUCAGAUUUAUUUUUAGAUCUGAUAAUCCGAUUCCGAUGGCUUCUACAGAGGGUUUGGUGCCCAUAACUAGAGCCUUUCUGUCUUCUUACUACGACAAACAUCCCUUUACUCCUCUUUCUCCUCAUGUCUCCCUUCUUUCUUCUCAGCUUCGUACUAUGGCUACUGAUUUGCUCACCAACCAUCCUCCUACUACCCAUCCUGAAGAAACUACAUUAAUAAACGAAGCCAACACUCAACCUCCUCAUAAGAUUGAUGAAAACAUGUGGAAGAAUCGAGAACAUAUUGAAGAAACUAUUUUUUUACUUGAAGGAUCUAAUUGGCCAGAGGGGCUGAAGCAGCAGUCCGCAACUGACAAUGUUGAAUUUUCUAUUGUGCUUGGGAAGCUGCAAGAUAAACUUCGUCAUACUUUGAAGAGUUUGGAAUCAUUCCAAAUAAAAAAUGCUGAUCAUGUAUUUAACACAGUUAUGACAUAUCUGCCUCAAGAUUUUCGAGGAACUCUUCUCAGACAACAACGGGAACGCUCAGAGAGGAAUAAGCAAGCAGAGGUGGAUGCUUUGGUAAAUUCUGGUGGUAGCAUACGUGAUCGAUAUGCUCUUCUGUGGAAACAACAGAUGGACAGGAGAAGGCAAUUAGCUCAGCUUGGCUCUGCAACAGGAGUCUAUAAAACCCUCGUCAAGUACCUAGUUGGAGUUCCCGAGGUACUGCUUGAUUUUACAAGGCAGAUUAAUGAUGAUGACGGGCCCAUGGAGGAGCAGCGUCAUCGCUAUGGACCACCGUUAUACAGCCUCACCUCAAUGAUUCUUUCUGUCCGAUUCUUCCUUUCAUUAUCAUGGGCACGAUAUGGGUCUAAGAAAUUAAAAAGGGAACAGUUAGCUGUCUUGGAGCAAGCUGUUGAUGUCUAUACCAUGGAGUUUGAGAGGUUCAUCUCAUUUAUUAGUGGGGUCUUUGCAAACUCGCCUUUCUUCAUUCCAGCAGAUGUUGCUGGUGCAAUGGAAGUAAGGAAAAAUGACGACUACAAAGAGAUAAGUGUUCCAGCUGGAAAAACUUUCGAGGUUAUACUCUCAGUGGACUCAGUAAACUCGUAUAUUGCAUGGGAUUUUUCUUUAGUACAAGGCAAGAUAAAUAUGGAUAUUGGAUUUAGUUUGGAGUUUGCAAAUCCUACUGGGGAAAAGAUUCUGAUGUUGCCUUACCGCCGAUACGAGUCUGACCAAGGGAACUUCUGCACAUUAAUGGCCGGAAGCUAUAAACUGAUGUGGGACAACACACAUUCAACUUUUUUUAGAAAGGUGCUACGGUAUAAGGUAGAUUGUAUACCUCCUGUUCCCGAACCUGCGCAAGAUUGAUGCGAAAGUGCUGUAAAAGGCCUCAGGAUACAGAUUGAUAUGCUAGUAAUUUUAAUAUUUGUUGAAAACAGAAGUUCCAAUUAAUCAUGCCAAGAUUGAGAUGCCAUGAUUGAGAUGUGUUCAAUUGAUUUCUGUGGAGGGAGAUGUAAAGGUGCUGGGAUCAUAAUUAACCUUUUGUAUAAAAUUGUCAAACGUUGGGUUUUAUAAGACUGUUGUAAUGUCAAAGAAUUGAUCUGGUAGUAGUUGUUGUGAAUUGUGAUACAAUUGUACUUACAGCCAAACAUGUGGCAAUUAUGUUUUCGGUUUUCUUAUAUGAGUUAUUAUGAGGAGUUGACAAA